Myotis daubentonii (Daubenton's bat) is the source of this 6737-nucleotide messenger RNA. It is a transcript of the gene RCOR1, whose product is annotated as REST corepressor 1. The record is from RefSeq and is a predicted model, not a curated record. NCBI's taxonomy places the organism in Eukaryota, Metazoa, Chordata, Mammalia, Chiroptera, Vespertilionidae. Gene Ontology annotation, biological process: regulation of transcription by RNA polymerase II; negative regulation of DNA-templated transcription. Gene Ontology annotation, molecular function: transcription corepressor activity. Gene Ontology annotation, cellular component: histone deacetylase complex; transcription regulator complex.
CCCGCUGCUCCCGGAGUAGUUGGAGCCAGUGAAGUGCGGGCGGUGAUGAGAGCGAAAGUUGCGCUCGGCUCGGCGCUGGGGGCUUGAAGCGGCCCCGCGCUCCGCCCGCCUGGGCCGCCCCCAGCCCCCGCCGCGCCCGCCCGGCCCCGCGCCCGCCGAACCCCCCGUCCCGUCCCGGCGCCCCCUCCUCAGGAGCCGGGGUCCCCGUCACUCUCGCGCGGCCCGGGCCCCCGCUGAUGCCGACCAUGGUGGAGAAGGGCCCCGAGGUGUCAGGGAAGCGGAGAGGGAGGAACAACGCGGCCAGCGCCGCCGCCUCGACCGCCCCCGCCUCGGCCGCCUCGGCCGCCGCAGUCUCCGCCGCCGCCGCCGCCGCCGCCGCCUCGGCCGCCGCCGCCCCCAAUAAUGGGCAGAAUAAAAGUUUGGCGGCGGCGGCGCCCAAUGGCAACAGCAGCAGCAACUCCUGGGAGGAAGGCAGCUCGGGCUCGUCCAGCGACGAGGAGCACGGUGGCGGCGGCAUGCGGGUGGGACCCCAGUACCAGGCGGCCGUGCCCGACUUCGACCCCGCCAAAUUAGCAAGACGCAGUCAAGAACGAGACAAUCUUGGCAUGCUGGUCUGGUCGCCUAAUCAGAACCUAUCAGAAGCAAAAUUGGACGAGUACAUCGCCAUCGCCAAGGAGAAGCACGGCUACAACAUGGAGCAGGCUCUUGGGAUGCUCUUUUGGCACAAGCAUAACAUUGAGAAAUCCUUGGCUGAUUUGCCCAACUUUACCCCCUUCCCCGACGAGUGGACUGUGGAAGACAAAGUCUUGUUUGAGCAAGCCUUUAGUUUCCACGGGAAAACUUUCCAUAGAAUCCAACAGAUGCUUCCUGACAAGUCGAUAGCGAGUCUGGUGAAAUUUUACUACUCGUGGAAGAAGACGAGGACUAAGACCAGCGUGAUGGAUCGCCACGCUCGCAAGCAGAAGCGAGAGCGGGAGGAAAGUGAGGAUGAACUGGAAGAAGCAAAUGGAAACAAUUCCAUUGACCUUGAGAUUGAUCAGAACAAGGAGAGCAAAAAGGAGGUGCCCCCUGCUGAGACAGUCCCUCAGAUCAAGAAAGAAAAGCAUAGCACCCAAGCCAAGAACAGAGCCAAGAGGAAACCUCCGAAAGGGAUGUUCCUCUCCCAAGAAGACGUGGAGGCCGUGUCUGCGAACGCCACCGCGGCCACCACGGUGCUGCGCCAGCUGGACAUGGAGCUGGUCUCCAUCAAGCGCCAGAUUCAGAACAUUAAACAGACCAACAGUGCUCUCAAAGAAAAACUUGACGGUGGAAUUGAGCUGUACCGACUUCCUGAGGUCAUUCAGAAGUGCAACGCGCGCUGGACCACAGAGGAGCAGCUGCUCGCCGUGCAAGCCAUCAGGAAGUACGGCCGGGACUUCCAGGCCAUCUCGGAUGUGAUUGGGAACAAAUCGGUGGUACAAGUGAAAAACUUUUUCGUAAAUUAUCGACGCCGCUUCAACAUAGACGAAGUUUUACAAGAAUGGGAGGCGGAGCAUGGGAAGGAAGAGACCAAUGGGCCCAGCGGCCAGAAGCCCGUCAAGUCCCCGGACAGUGCUCUCAAGGUCCCCGAGGAGGAGGAGGAGGCUGCUUCUGUUCUUGACGUCAGAUAUGCAUCUGCCUCCUGAGAAACGCAGGCAGCUUCCGCACAUGGUAUGGGCGUCUGUGUUCCCGGACAUCAGGUAUGACAAGGCUUCACCUAGCCAUCUGCUCACAUCUGUGGACAAGCAGCUAUUACCAAAAACAGCAACACUUCCGGUCCUGUGCUACAUCUGCCUUAAUUCUUUGCUCGUUCCUCCAUGUUGGCGCCACUUCCCGGAGAGCUCCGUGCAUCUCGCGCGGUCUACGUGCUGGGAUCUCGUGGCUGCACGGCGCCCUGGCCCUGGGGCCGCUUCCCCAGGCAGAGCUCCGGGCCCCCAUGGCAGCUCUCCCCAUCCGUCCGCAGCUUCCGAGCAGGUGGCCGACUGGAAGGCAUGCCUCUUCCUGCAUGGCCUGGAUCGCUCCUCUGUGCAUCAUGUCGUUCUCAGCAACUGGACCUGUUGGCCUUCUGGGGGGUCUCCGGUUCCGUUCGGAGGCCCCCACCUGAGAUCAUGUUUCUGGAUGUCACCGUGUGUGCAGACUGCACUGUCCCCUUCAUUGUGCCAAACGCCCCGAUUCGAUCCUGUUCCCCGGAGCAGGUGCAAUGAUGGCUGAUGAAUCUAGUUGGCGUUGACCUCUCCUUCUGCCUUCCCGGCUGGUAGAAAGCUGGUUUGCAGCAGCUCUCUUUGGACACGUAGCUUAAAAGGAACGUGGACUCCAUCCUCUGCCUUCAGCUCUCAGCAUCGCAGCCCCGGGACGGAUGCCGCCCUCUUUUCCCGGCUCCCCCCAGCCAGCUCCAGGAGAUUUGGUCCGUGCCCUGCACUGGUGCUUGUACACUUGGACUUGGUGCCUUCUCCUCGGGCCGCGCAUUCUCAGUCCCGUUUCUGCUUCAGCGUCGUAGCUCUUUCACGUCCAUUGCUUGCCAAAGAUGACACCACCGGUGUGAGAGAGCCGCCGCCGGCCUGCAGGGGCAGGCAGUCCACACGGGAACAGAGUAGCCGGGAGGGUUUCUGAAAGUGCACGUUGCUCCCCUCCUCCUGGGCAGCCUGGCUUCUCCUUGUCACUCCACACCCCUUGGUCCUCAGGCCCCGAUGAGGCCACACGGCCCCGCCCUUUCCGACAGCGUAGCACAGAGCGAGGCGGGAGCAGGUGGCCGGUGCUGAGGAGCCCACGGAGAGCACACAGCCGCAGUGGGUGCACUGCCUCUGGGUGGCCUGGGAGCAAGUGAAACUUCUAAUGAGCGUCCUGAGGCUCCCAGCAUCGCUGCCGCCCUGCCACCCGGAGCCGCUGCGGGCUGUGGGGAGCCUGGCGGCCGAGCCGCUGCAGGAGCUGCCUGUGGUCGUCCCGCCAGGUGAACACUUUCCUGCUUUCAAUACCAAAAAAGAGAAGUGCGAGGCUUUAAGGCGCGGAAGCAAUUCUUAAGAAUUUGAAAUAUGCAAUUAAAAUUGGAUGUGUUUUGACGCAAGCACCUUGCCUUUUUUAAGUCAGCUGAUUUUAGGAAGAGGGUCAGCUAGAAUCAUAGCUUGUUUGGAAUUGGACCUUUUGUUUAAAGGAACCUGGACAAAGGUCGUUCGGAAGGGGCAGUAAGAUGGGACGUUCUGAGCUCGCCGCCUCUGUCCCUGCACUGGGAAUCCACGCAGGUGAGGGCAGUCUGGAGGCAGAGGGCAGUCCAGCCACGGUCCUGCCUGGGCAGGGGGCGAGAUAACACUAGGAACCACCCACGCUUGGUUUUCUCUGCAUCGCAAGCCUGCUGUGCCAUUGCAAGCGCAGGGGACCAUGGGGAGGGGUCAUACUUUUGCACAUCGCAGUAAGGGACACAGCCGGGGCAGGGGCUUUAGGCUCCUUGCUGCUUCUCAUGGUCUCCUUCCUCCCCGGCCUCCUUCCUCCCUGGCCUCCUUCCUCCCGGCCUCCUUCCUCCCUGGCCUCCCUCUUCCCGGCCUCCUGCCUCCCCGGCCUCGUUCCUCCCUGAGGCAGCAGGGGCCUCCUGCAGGGGCUCUGCCUUUGCCAGCAGGUUGUCCUCCCCUUGGCCCAGGCUGUGUUCCUUGGGAACUGGUCCCUGGCCGCAGGGAGCUCGGUGCCCGUCCUGCAGCGAGGCAGGGCCAGGUCUCGGCUUGCUCAGCACCACGUGCUCUUUGGUCUUCACCUGCUUCGGCACCACCGCACUAGUCUUCCCGCGGCACCACAGCUGACAUGGGCUCUGUCUCCAAGGAAAAGGGGCCGUGGUUUCCAUUGGCCAGAAGGAAGAGACGUCGUCUUGGCCUGGCUGCUUCCGCCCGUGUCACACCUAAGAGAGCACUGUGUGCUCAGCUGUUCUUACACUGUCUUUGCAAUGAUGUAAAUGCAAGAAACCACUUGGCUGACAGCGAGUGACUGGUCUUACCGACAGGAAGACCCUUUUAAACAUAUCAAGACUUCGGUGCAUCACAGGUGUGCGUGGGGUGGGAGGUCAGGGACCGUGUUCCCUCAGCUUUGUCUUAAAGAGUAUCAAUGUGAAUGUCAUAAUUAUAUCUAUUUUUGUGGAAGAUUUCUCCUAAGUAUAAGUUAUUGUGCAAAAUAUAGUACCAUUGAAACAAAUGAUAGUUUUAGUUUAGAAAUCCUAAAAGAUAUAAAUUGUAUUACAUAUGCAUUAAAAGUUUGUUUUAUUUAAUUUUAUGUAGCUGUGUAAAGUGUUAGGUAAAGUUUUUCUCACUUCUCCAUUGAAACACCUUGUUACUUGAAUGUCGUGCUGGCUGGUUUGAAACAGUGAUCAGUUCUGUAAUGUAGCUCUUACCCAGGGAGCUGCCGCCUCUGGGACUGGUGAGCGCGGCCAGGAGCCGAGGUCGGGCGGCACCGCUGAGCGGGCUCGCUGUGUGUGCCACCCAGAUGCCAGUCCCGUGAAAUGCUUUGGUAGUUUUUAACCUGUAAGACCCUUUGAUGCUCACAAACCUCUAAUCAGAACAUGAGUAGGAAAACACAAUUGGUUUACAACUUGACUCUGCAGGACAAAGUAAGCGUUUCCUGCGUGUAUAAGGUUUCCUCAAAUAUCACGCGCCUGUAAGUGUGCUCAUUGUCACUUUAAAUUCCUACUCCCCCCUAUUUUUGUCUUUCUGAAUAUCAGUUGUACUGUUGGUAUAACCGUGCACCAAAAAUAAGCCACCAGUGCGUCCCACUGGCCGGACCUGCCGGGCACAGGAGGUGGAGCCGCCUUCCUCUUGCUGAACCCUAGGACCCAGGAGUCAAGCUUUUGUUCUGUUCUUAUGCAUUAUUUUAUUUAUAUUCAUAUCUGAAUCCCAAAUUUAUAAAAUAGCUCUAAACCUGUAUUCCACAACUAAACAUGACACUUUCUUAAGUUAUUACCGUUACGCCAUCGAUGAGUUCGUUUUCAAGCCACCGAGCCAUGUGCCAGAGGGUCUUUCCUCUGCUUUGCAGGUAACGGCAUUGCCACCAACUGUGUUCUUCAUGGUUUGGGCCCUUUGGCCAAAAAGGCGUAGAGGUCUUGUUUCAGGUUCAUUGUAGGAUGACGGAGAGCAGCGAUUUCAGUGGUGGUUCCACCGUCCGCCUCGCGAGUCCUGAAGGCUUCUUGUCCUUUUACCGGCUCCAUAUGGAGCGUAGCACCACCCUCCGCCCAAGCGGAGCCACCCGCCCAGAGCAGAGAGCGCCCUUGGCUGCUUCACUGGCUUCCCUCCCCACCAGCCAGACCCGUCCCCUGGGCUCUGCUCCGCUCACCAGCGUCUUGUUUCCGGAAUGAGAAGGGGCUGGGGCUCCUUCCUCGGUGGUGGCGCCUCAUUGGACCCCAUCAACCGCUCAUGCACCCUUCACACGGACUUGGCUUUUAUCGUCAUGAGCCAAAAGGUUGGUCUUUGAAACCCCUAAUAGUUCCCUUAUCUUACCCAAAAAAUGUCAAACUAUGCAACAAUAUAAAAUUCCAGUUUUUCAUCCCCGGAAUAAAUGUGAUUACAGAUGCCUCGCACUGUUCUGGGAAUGAUACCCACGCCUCUGGACCACGACGUUACGUUUUACCUCCGCUCUUGUCUUCCCAGAGGAUGUCUGUCCACGCAAACACGGUUCCCUCGUUCCCCUCCAGGGCACGCUUCACCGCCCUCCGCGCAGCCCGGUCCGGAGACGCGCUGGACUGGGAGACCCGGGCCAGUGCACGCGGCUGGGCGCCAUCAGGACCGCGUCUUCUGACACUUGGGGGUGUCCGCGCUCAGUCCUGGAGGAAGCAGGUCGUGGCAGCGGGUCUAGGGCCUCAAGGCUGAGUGAUCCGCGCUGGCUCCCCGGCACCGGCCUGGGCAGACUGCAGGGCCCAGGGGUUCUGGAGUUGGGAACGUGGUUCCCUCCUUCCUCGGAAAGGGCAGAGCCCCCACUUCUCCUCACCCCACCGUCUGCUUGCCGGCUGCCCCACCUCUACCCCCGCCCCCAGGCACUCCUAAAGCCCAGACCCCAGCUUUUAAUCAUGUGCAGCUUUGCCUCAAGCCGAGGCCUGCGAGGCCCAGCAGUGGGCACCCCUGCGCCUGCGCCCGCCUUUCCUCACCAGCUGAAGCACAGCCGCCUGCUCAGCGGAUGCCCCGUCGGUGCUCCCAGCCACCGGUGUGCACAGGCCCCUCCCGGAGCCGACGUCCCGUCCGUGCUCCCAGCCACCGGUGUGCACAGGCCCCUCCCGGAGCCGACGUCCCGUCCGUGCUCCCAGCCACCGGUGUGCACAGGCCCCUCCCGGAGCCGACGUCCCGUCCGUGCUCCCAGCCACCGGUGUGCACAGGCCCCUCCGGAGCCGACAGCCCGCACAGGCCCAGCUCGGCGGAGUACUUUGUAAGUUGCUAAAAACUUCAGGACUUUAAAAGAUGUGCAAAGCUAAGUUUGACACGAUCGUCGAAUUGCUGUAUAUCUUUUCAAGUGAUGAAGCCCGCCUGGGGAUUUUAAAGAAAAGAAGUUGUACUCUGCUGUGUGAGGAAUAUUUGACUGUCUCCGCCUGUUUUCUAUCUCAGUACUCAUGGUUAUGGUGACUGUUCAUAGCAUGGUCAUUGCUUAGCCGUUGGAGGGUAACAUUUGUUAGUGGAGAUCGGGAAAAUUUAUUUGUGCGAUUCUGCAGAGUUCAUUUUUCUAUUCCCAAUAUUUGCUGAAGUUAAAUAAAAAUUUUCAAGCCA